GGGUGGCACUGGUGGGCACAGGUGGGUGGCACUGGUGGGCACAGGGGGUGGGCACAGGUGGGUGGCACUGCUGGCACAUGUAGGUGGCACUUCUGGGCACAGGUAGGUGGCACUGCAGAGUGGCACAGGUGGGGGCACUGCUGGGCACAGGUGGGGGCACUGCUGGGCACAGGUGGGGGCACUGCUGGGCACGGGUGGGCGGGGCUAGUGGGCGCACUGCUGGGAGGAAACUUGCGGGGGUCACUGCUGGGCACCGAUCAUCAGGGCACUGAUCAUCAGUGCCCUAUAUGAUCGGUGCCGAUCCCCGCUCUGACAACUGCCGGUUCUCGGCACGUGUCAUGGGACACCGCUGAUCACGUGGUA
Messenger RNA from Staurois parvus, 363 nucleotides. The record is from the annotation of a GenBank genome assembly. NCBI's taxonomy places the organism in Eukaryota, Metazoa, Chordata, Amphibia, Anura, Ranidae.